This is a messenger RNA of Spinacia oleracea (spinach), 1217 nucleotides long. RefSeq lists its product as uncharacterized. The coding region runs from base 276 to 683 and encodes 135 amino acids. The record is from RefSeq and is a predicted model, not a curated record. Lineage: Eukaryota; Viridiplantae; Streptophyta; Magnoliopsida; Caryophyllales; Amaranthaceae. The transcript has 5 exons.
CGAAGCCACCGGCGCUCUCAUCCUUCUCAGGUGACCGGCGAAACCACACUCACACACUCAAACCCUCUCUCCUCCUUCUCAGGCGAAACCACCACCGGAACUCCUUCAUCCCCAACGCACCAGCCGUCUGCCGGCAACAAAAGGGCUCUUCUUCAUUUCCGUUUCUCUCUCCUCAAGGUCCUAGUGAUGUAACAUCUACAGGAACUAGUGACCAAAGUGGUCUUGAUCGUGAUAAAGAUGGAGCCUAUGUAUGCGAUCCACUAAACUCCGUGCAUAUGGUUACAAACGUGAUGGAAACUCUGGUUAAAAGGGUUUUAAUUGCAGAGUCUGAAACUGCUAUUGAGAAGGAGAAAGUCAACUUUGGUAAAGAAGAAAUUAAGAAGAAGGAAAAUCAACUUGAAAACAUGUCUUUGAAGCUUGAGGAAAUGGAAAGAUUUGCUUUUGGAACUAACUGUAUAUUAAGUGAGCUGCAACAGCGGGUUGAAGACUUGGUUGACGAGACAUCUAGGCAGAGACAGAGAGCUGCGGAAAACGAGCAGGAACUUUCUCGUGUAAAGCGUGAUUUUGAGUCUCUGAAAUCAUAUGUCAGCAGUCUCAUCAGUGUAAAAGAAACACUCAUUUCGUCUGAGAAACAAUUCCAAACUAUUGAAAAGCUCUUUGAAAGAUGGAUUGUUCAUUUCUGAAUUGGCAGACCCGUAGUGACGCAAGAGAAUAACUAGACUUGUUACUAAACAUUUAUUAAGGUUUGCAGCCUAAUGGCAAUGCUCCAAUCUCUUGCACAGAUAAGCCUGUAACACCACAAGAUCAGGCCAACGGUACAAUUAAUGCAGAGUUCUCGACUCCAAGGCGGCUAACAUCAGAAGAGAUACCUUCAAUUGUGAAUGAUUUUAGACUAGCUGCUAGGAAUGCCAUAGAAGCUGGUUUUCACAACUCCAAGGGAGGGGCCCUUCACCAAAGAGGAGUUGGAUGAAGUUCGAGACAAGUGGGCUACUUACUUCAACGAUUGUGAAUUACCCUCAGUGUAAUAAUUAGAGCAGGCUUGUAGUUAUCCGUGACUCUACAUUAUUUUGUUAUUUAUCGAUUUAAUUAAUUACAUUUGAAUUAAUUCGGAAAUAUUAUUGGAAAUUUGAAAUUUAUAUCAUUUUUGAGGAAUGUCAAGAUGAUGUUUGGUGAAACAGUAUUCUAUAAAUUAUAAUGCAGAAUUUUAUAUUGCAAAA